This is a messenger RNA of Bicyclus anynana (squinting bush brown), 1449 nucleotides long. RefSeq names its product ninjurin-1. NCBI's taxonomy places the organism in Eukaryota, Metazoa, Arthropoda, Insecta, Lepidoptera, Nymphalidae. The transcript is spliced from 3 exons. The record is from RefSeq and is a predicted model, not a curated record. Gene Ontology annotation, biological process: tissue regeneration; cell adhesion. Gene Ontology annotation, cellular component: membrane. The coding region runs from base 492 to 1022 and encodes 176 amino acids.
AAGGCUGUGAAUAUAGCGUAAAACGUUCAAGUACAAUACCUACCUACGUAAUAUCUUGGGUACUGAUCGAUAUAAUAAUAAAACCGACGAUAAUUUUAAUAAUGUAUCAUUGGAUAAAACCGCCUUUGCGCAAUACCUUUCAUUGGAUGUUGUUUAUUGUUUUGCAAUCUUUCUAACUAAUAUUGCUGAAAAUUUAUCUCCUCCUGUCUUAAUAAUUGCUUUCUUUUAUACAUUGAAAUUUUAGUUUUCUAACGUUUUCAAUAUAAUCACGAGUACGUAUAAAUCAACACGAUACUUUACGCAGUAUUCAUUGUUAUUAGGUAAUUCUUGAUUUCCGGAUUUUAUUAGCCUUGGUAAAAGGAAACUGAAGUUAACUUUCAGUUAGACGUAACAUUUUAGUUUGCUAUUGAACGUAAUCUCACCUACUCGUUUAUUAUAAGUGUUAAACUUUAUUAGCUAUAAUUCAGGACAAGUGUUAUCAAAUAUACAAAAUGGCUGACAAAAGACAAGAUGGAAGUGGUUCCGAUAAAAAAGACUAUGGAACUAAUGAAGUGAAUAUUGAUGAAGUGAUGAAUAAUCAAGACUGUGAUACAGCGAUUUGUGAAGCAGUUAAGGGCCUGGACGCUAACCGCUAUGCCACGAAAAAGACUGUUGCCCAGGGCAUGCUGGAUAUAGCACUGCUUACCUCGAACGCUUCACAGUUGAAAUAUGUGCUGCAAGUUGGUCCAAAGCAUGAGUUUUAUAUGCUACUUCUGGUUCUCAUAUCGGUCUCCAUUAUUUUGCAGCUUCUGGUUGGCUUACUGUUCGUAGUGAUUGGUGGACUGGAUCUGAACGAUGACGCGGACCAGCCUUCAGCAGUCGUGCUCAAUGACGUCAUAGUUAUAUUCAUAUUCGUCAUAUCCGUUACAAACAUUGUCAUAUCCGCUUUUGGUAUCGAAUAUUCGAACAACCCGUUGAUAUUGGAGCGGUUGAAUUAUAUAAAUUCGGAAUAUUUAAGAAAAGCCAAUAAUACUGCUAGUUAAUUUUAACAUAAAUAUACUUUUAGGGAGGUAAUUUUUAGAUAUGUUUAAAAUUUUACCCUAUAAUUUAUAAUUGAUCUAUAAAUAAGCGGUUUUUAAAAAAUAUUCAUCUAAAAUUAAACAGGGUUUCAAAAUAAUUUUAACGAACAUACUACUUUGUUGUCGGAAAAUCCAUAAUAGGGUAUCAAAAUAUGUAACUUGAAAGCACAUACUACUUUCUUAUCGGAAAAUUCCUAAGGAUAGGUAAUUAAAUAACCCAAAUAAUUUCAAAAAAUCUCUGUAAUAUAAGCUCAAUUUGUACAAAAAUAAACUUCUUUUAAGUAUGUAGUAUGUAAGUAAUAAAAGUUGUGCAUUUUUUGAGAAUCUGUUAGUAAGGAAUAGAUAGAAUAGAAUAAGUAAAAAAAAAUAUACGAAUUUUUCCUAGAAUUAG